Messenger RNA from Egretta garzetta (little egret), 1547 nucleotides. RefSeq names its product protein C, inactivator of coagulation factors Va and VIIIa (gene PROC). The coding region runs from base 246 to 1547 and encodes 433 amino acids. Gene Ontology annotation, cellular component: extracellular region. Gene Ontology annotation, molecular function: calcium ion binding; serine-type endopeptidase activity. Lineage: Eukaryota; Metazoa; Chordata; Aves; Pelecaniformes; Ardeidae. The transcript is spliced from 9 exons. The record is from RefSeq and is a predicted model, not a curated record. Gene Ontology annotation, biological process: blood coagulation; proteolysis.
UCAAAAGAAAAACAGAUUUGAAAAUGGCAGAGUGCAUGCCUCAGUGCUGUUUCACUUUUCUCCUGCAUGCAGGUAUGUUGUCAAGCUCUGCCUGAGCACUGUUUGUUUAAUGACUAAAAGCACUUCAUGUCACUCCAAAGAGUAAAUAGCUGAAGUUAUGGAUUAACUAAGUUCCAGCCGAGCUCAUGGUGGAAGAAUAGAUCACGCUGAUUCACACUGAAUAAAGCCGUGACUCCUGCUGCAGUAUGUGGAAGCUCGUCACCAUAGGGGUGUUGCUGGCUGCCUGCUCUUCACAAGUCUGUAGUACCUCAAUAUUUUACAGCACUAAAGAUGCAAACCAAGUCCUGAAAAUCCAGAAGCGGGCAAACUCUUUUCUGGAGGAGGUCAAACCAGGCUCUGUGGAACGUGAGUGCAUUGAAGAGCAGUGUGACUUUGAGGAGGCCAGUGAGAUAUUUGAAACAAAGGAAGCAACACGAAACUUUUGGAACAAGUAUGUAGAUGGAGAUCAGUGUGACCCACAGCCUUGUUCCAAUGGGGCCUGCAAGGAUAGUAUUGGAAAAUUUUCCUGCAUCUGUAACAAAGGCUGGGAGGGUGUUCUGUGCAAUUAUGAAGUCAAAUACACCAACUGUUCUGUCAAUAAUGGAGGAUGUGAACAUUUCUGUAGGGAUGACCCUGCCAACCAGGGCCGCUCUUGCAGCUGUGCGUCUGGGUAUCAGUUGAUGAACGACCAUCUCAUGUGCAAGCCUGUAGUGGAGUUCCCCUGUGGAAGAGUGAAAAUGGACGACAUUGAAGCCAAAGCAGGAUUCAGUAUUCGGCUCAUUGAGGGAAGAGCAGGAAGAAGGGGAGACAGCCCUUGGCAGGUAAUGCUGCAAAAUAGCAAAGGGAAAUUUCUGUGUGGGGGUGUUCUCAUCCAUCCAUCUUGGGUCCUAACGGCAGCACACUGCACUGAGGCGGAAGAGGGGCUCAAAGUAAGACUUGGUAAAUUCCACCGUUACCGUAUUGAGGCAGACGAGCAAACCAUUUGGGUUGAUAAAUAUGUGAGCCACGAAAAUUACACCGCGGAGACCUCCGAUAAUGACAUAGCCAUGCUGCACUUGGCUGAGCCUGUGCUGUAUAACAAAUACACGCUCCCUAUCUGUCUUCCCACCCGCAACCUGGCAGAACAGGAGCUGACAAGAAGUGGGAAGCAGAUGGUGGUAACUGGCUGGGGCAGCACAAGCGAUGUUAACAACAAUUACUCUACUUUCCUCAGUUAUAUUCAAAUCCCCAUGGUUCCCCGGAACGAGUGUGCCCAGGUGAUGAGAUUUGCCAUCUCUGACAACAUGCUGUGUGCUGGGAGCUUAGAAGACAAAAAAGAUGCCUGCAAUGGGGACAGUGGAGGCCCUAUGAUCACUAAAUAUAAGGAUACUUGGUUUUUGGUAGGACUGGUGAGCUGGGGCGAAGGCUGUGGAAGAAAGGAGAAAGUUGGAGUCUACACCAAAGUUAGUCAGUAUCUUGAGUGGAUCCAGCACCACAUAGAACAGAUGCCAGCUUCUUGGAAGGGCUGA